Molecule: messenger RNA, 799 nt
Organism: Helianthus annuus (common sunflower)
Lineage: Eukaryota; Viridiplantae; Streptophyta; Magnoliopsida; Asterales; Asteraceae
Product: mitochondrial carnitine/acylcarnitine carrier-like protein
Exons: 2
Coding region: 186-641 (151 amino acids)
Biological process (GO): mitochondrial L-ornithine transmembrane transport
Molecular function (GO): L-ornithine transmembrane transporter activity
Source: RefSeq, a predicted model, not a curated record
CGGCCAGAGCCAGCGUAGGAGAUGGAGCCGGGUGGCAGUAUAAGAGCCGAAAGGACAUGUUUUGAUGACUUUUGAUUGAAGUUUCAUAGUUUUUCAGACAACCAGUGAGUUUAAGUGAAAAAAAAAAUCGAACUUUUCAAACAUAUCGUGUUUUUCAUUUUCUUUUUGUUCAUACGAACUCGCAGAUGGCGGAUGUAGCAAAGGACUUAACCGCCGGAACAAUAGGAGGGGCGGCACAGUUGAUAGUUGGACAUCCUUUUGAUACCAUCAAGGUCAAACUUCAAAGUCAACCCGUCCCUCCACCGGGUCAGCUCCCUAGAUAUUCUGGUGCAAUAGAUACCGUUAAACAAACAAUAGCAGCAGAAGGUCCACGGGGUCUAUACAAAGGCAUGGGUGCCCCUCUUGCCACUGUGGCAGCUCUAAAUGCUGUUCUGUUUACAGUUAGAGGGCAAAUGGAAGCACUUUUGAGGUCUGAGCCCGGUGCACCCUUAAACGUGAACCAGCAGGUGGUUGUUGGAGCCGGUGCUGGAGUUGUUGUUGCCAUUUUGGCCACCCCAACUGAGUUAGUCAAGUGCAGGUGGACCCCCAUAAAGCUUGGUGUUAACAUGCUAACUCGGAUCCAUUUCACGAGAAUCAGUUAGCUGGUGAACCAACACAAGAAUUCUGCAAUGGCAUCCUCUUCUUUGGUAUGAUCUACAUCAGCAACAAACUUGAGCAUGCCUUUGGCAUUCCAAUAUCUUCUUGGCUACUUGGAGAGAGAACCGCUUCCUCCAAGAAUCUCCUUGGCUCCGGUUCCAAA